AUGCCGCCCAAAAAAGAGUUUAUAACUCCUCAAUCCUCGGAAAGAAAAGGAAAAUGCGUAUUGUGCGCAGACGUAGCGGAAAGAGCCUGCCAACGAUGUGGAGACUUUUACUGUUGCAAGGACUGCCAGGUUAAGGACUGGCAGCGUCAUCGCUACAUAUGCUUUCCGAUGCCUGCCUUGGUUUAUCCAAGCUCGUUUUCCCUGCAUCAAGUCGCCGAUGAAUUGUCGAUACAGGGCAGACUUACAGCUGCACCUGAUAAAGACGUGGAUGAGGCAGUGCAACCGCCUCCAGCUCGCACUGCAAAUCCCAUCCGCAAUUCCGAUUUGAAUAGAGAUCAAAGUGUCAGCAGUACUAGAAGCGUUACACACCAAGAAAAUCCAGCUAUUCCGGAGACCACCAACAAAGUAUCGAAUUGCAGCGGCAGCAAAUUUAAAGUAAAGCAUAUCUCGAACGUGAGCAUGCCGCCCAGCAAUACUCUUGUGUAUCUUAACGCAUUCUGUUCUUCUAACCGAUGCUAUAUUCGCGAUGCUAGAGAACCUGCUGACGUGGCAUAUAAGCAAGUGUGCGAAAAGAUCAAUGCCGUUGGUAAUGAGAUGCCCAAAUUGGGAAAACUGAAUGUAUAUGGCUAUUGUCUUGCCCGUCACAAUGGGACGUUUCACCGUGCCCAAGUCUUGAAUAUUGUUAACCAAAACGUAAAGGUAAUGCUUAUGGAUCAAGGCACUGAAAAGCUGAGAAAUAGGUCGGAUUUACGUGAAAUCAAUGAGGAACUGAUAUCACUUCCGUGUUAUUCCAAAGUGGUACAACUGAUGGAUGUGCCCCACAAAAUGUUUAACGAUGCGUAUGUCAAAUUUGUUUCCCAAUUUGAAGGGGAAAAGUUUGUGGUCUAUUAUAAAAAGACGCCUGGCCACAUUAGCGUAGAUUUAAUUAAUCCAAAUACCGCGCAGUCGUUAAAUUCACUUAUUAGGCAGUUUUUAUCUGAUAAGCGUGUUCAAGCUGAUGAGAUGCCCCAGACCAGUAACAAAGAGCUACCGAAACAGCAAUCUUCAUCGAUCGAAAUUUCUAAAAAGGAAGUAAUCAAACUUUCAAAUGAAGUUAACAGUAAAUCGCUUUCACCGGAUCUGCCAAAAGUUGAAGCCCCUAAAGAACCCUCGAAUGUGCCAAAACCCAAUAAAACUUUUAGCGUCGAAGAUUUUUGGAAAGCCAUGGGGGCAAAACUCCUAGGACAAGGAACUUCUUCAAAUAACAUUAUAAAUAAUUCUGUCGAAGACGAUUUAAAGCCUUCCAAAACGCCGGAACCUAUUGAUACUGCUACCAAAGAAGCAUCUUCUAUGAAAAGUACUCCCGUUCCAAUCAAAUACUCUGUAGAUGCUUUAAAAUGCAUGAACGAGCAAAUUAUGAAUAUUCCAAAAGAUAGUCAGAGUCAAACAACUACUCAAAAUCCAUCCGAAAAGGUAAACAACUCUUCAAAUCAUUCUCCUGAUGAAAAGAAAUUUCCAAGCCAGGAAUUCUUUGAAAAGAUUUUGUCGUUGGAAAGGACAAAGCGACAAUCCACCACUGCCUUAGGUUCCGAAACAGUACCGUCUACAGUCGAGUCGAAAUCUCUGGAAGAAGAUAUUAAAGAGGCAUUAAUCCAAUUAAAGGCCAAAGAAAUGGCUCCACAAAAUAAGUUGUUUGAACCCAUGGGUUUAGGAAAAUCACCCGAAGCCAAUGGUCCUAUGAUUUCAAAAAUGGAACCCUUGUUAAAUCCGCCAUUCGAAAUACGUAAAUUCAGCAUUGAUGGGAAGGACGGCAUCGAUGUUUUCGUUGUGGAUAAUUCAAGAAUCGAUCGGGGUAUUUUUGGGGCGUUCGAUAGCUCAUACGCCGCUGAAUUUUCCACAUUGAACAGUCAAUUGGCGGCAAUCGCCGAUUCGAAACCAUAUAAGCCAGCUGUCAAGGAAUACGUUAUCGCCAAAUAUGAGGGUUCAUGGCAUCGUGGUAAGGUUGAGCAGAUAAAAACAUCACCCAAUGAAGAGACUAAGUAUCGAGUGCUAUACGUGGACUAUACCAAUGUGGAAGAUUUAACCGAGCAGGAUAUCCGUCGUUAUCCAACAAACUUCACCACACCUUGUUCCACAAACAUUUGCGUGCUUGAAGGUUUUCCGCAUAAGCCGAAUGCUGCUCAGCUUUCAUUCUUGUCAGAAGUCAUACAACCCCACAAACUGGUUCAUAUUGACAGUGUCGGCUAUUUAACUAACGUGGCCAUGAUAAAAUCGCGUGUUAUUAUGGAAAAAUUGAAUAGUUUGUACUAAAAAUGUUAACGAAUAUUAUGAUUUCUCAAUUUCAAUUCCUAGUUUAUAGAUGACCAAAGAAAAAUCUUACUACUUCAUCAUUUUUCAUUUCAAAAACAUUUACGUAUAAAUAUAUUUCAAUUAAAUAACAA
Messenger RNA from Drosophila bipectinata, 2420 nucleotides. It is a transcript of the gene Veneno, whose product is annotated as veneno. NCBI's taxonomy places the organism in Eukaryota, Metazoa, Arthropoda, Insecta, Diptera, Drosophilidae. The record is from RefSeq and is a predicted model, not a curated record.